UACCACGCACCUUCUAUUGGUCAGGGAAAAAUCAGUAGUAAAUUGAUACAAUAAUGGUGUAUUUCCGCAAGUAAAUUAAUUGUAUUGUUACAGUAGCUUUCUUGAGAUUUUGUUCACAUUCACGGCAGAGUAACGUUCUUCUUGUCGUAGAGGGCGUAAUAAAUACAUAUCCGUGAUGAGAUGAGUUCUAAGCAUCUCGUUAAAAUUCUGUGAAGGCGUAUUAUCGAAGCUCCUAUGUUCACAGUGGACUCAACUUGGUGAAAGAAAACAAAAGGCGUAAGAGGAUAGGUUGUUAAGAACGCAACGCAGGACUGCAAUUGACGCCGAAUCACGUUUGUACAUAGCUGCUGGUCUGAGUAAGUUAUACUGCCAUUAAUGCAUUUCAUUUUGAACAGACGAAUUUCGUUGAAUUUCAGGAAAGGACUUGAAUUGCUAAGGAUUUUUUUCUUUUUUUAUUGAAGCACACGCAAUAUAUUAUGUUGUCUUCACUGACAAUACUGGUAAAUCAAAAGAUGUGCUUACUACUGAAGACGUUUGUUCUUGUCGCAGCCAUAACGCUAGUCAAUGGAAAUUACUGGGAACAGCCUGGUUGUCACGUUGUCGGUUACACAAAAGAGGUCCGCAUACCUGGAUGUCACGUCGAAUACGUCCAAAUGAAUGCAUGUCGGGGUUACUGUAUGUCCUAUUCAUUCCUAUCAUCACAAGACACUUUACAGAGAAGCGGAGGACUACAAGUGUUUUCAUCUUACGGUUCAUGUUGUACUAUUGGACAAACUCAUGAUGUAAAUAUUGUUCUGCAAUGUGUAGAUAACCAAGUGUACAGGGACACAUUUCGGUCAGCUAGAACAUGUGAAUGUUCUCUGUGUGACGUCAGUGACUGAAGAGGAGUUCGCCGAGAGAUACUGUUAGACUUAGUCCAUCGAUAAUACCUGUAUGUUUUGUUCCUCUGUGUCCAUUUUUAAAUUAUUGGAACAUCGUGACGUCACGUCAACAAGCACAUGAUUUUACACGUCAUUACUUCUAUUGAAAAACCAUCUUUAAACGGCAAUGCAUAUUUUUAUAUAACAAAAUAUCGAGUUUAUUCGUCCGUUGAACAUUCUGUAGUAACUGAUACGAUUAGGCUCCGUCAUACUGCGCCUACCCCACUCGUACACUCUACACCACAUCUCAGCAAAGGAAAAUAUGUAUUACCGCAUUUUCUGAUAAUAUUUGAGCAAUCAUCAAAUAUUUUUAUGUAAUAUGAGAUACAUUGCACAAUCUUUUGGCAUGGAAAUGGAGAUAAUUUCAAUUGUCUACUGUACAUUACGAAGACGAAUGUGGAUAUCGUUUGAACUUGAGUGGCAUUCUUAUUACCGUAAGUGGUCGAUUAUGAAAUACGACAUUAAAAUAAAAUGUCAAGCUGUUUCUAAACAACAACAUAUUUGGUAAGGCGGUGUACAGGCGUUUCAACGUAAGGUAUCAUGAUGUAUUAAAACUAAUAAACUCACGAUUAUGAUUGAUAUAGUCUUAAAUCCUGGCAGACGGAUUUAUGUACGAUUGAUAGGCCUAUGUAAUUAAUGAUCAUGGUAAUAUUGUUAUCUAUGCCAUAUCACGUUUGAAGCUUGAUACUACACGUUCGAGGGUAACUUAAGCUUUAUUUAUUAGACUAAUCAAUAUCUUUAUGAACAUAGACAUCAAGUUAACGUGUAAAGCCCAUGCAGUAAGUUGGUCGUGUACACGGUGGCCGGAUCAAUAUUCACUGUUGAAGAGUUUGUAGUUUAUGUUUCGAUUUAUGUUUGUUAUUUUAGAAAUACAUCGCACUUAAAGAAAUGUCAA
Anneissia japonica is the source of this 1815-nucleotide messenger RNA. RefSeq names its product thyrostimulin alpha-2 subunit-like. Lineage: Eukaryota; Metazoa; Echinodermata; Crinoidea; Comatulida; Comatulidae. The transcript has 5 exons. Gene Ontology annotation, biological process: cell surface receptor signaling pathway. The coding region runs from base 477 to 881 and encodes 134 amino acids. Gene Ontology annotation, molecular function: hormone receptor binding. The record is from RefSeq and is a predicted model, not a curated record.